This is a messenger RNA of Merops nubicus (carmine bee-eater), 261 nucleotides long. RefSeq names its product heat shock transcription factor, X-linked-like. NCBI's taxonomy places the organism in Eukaryota, Metazoa, Chordata, Aves, Coraciiformes, Meropidae. The record is from RefSeq and is a predicted model, not a curated record. The transcript has a single exon.
AUGAGUGUACAGUUUCAUUUUUUGGAGAAGAGCUCUGGUGAAGCCAACAAAUUUUCACCCUGCUCUUUCCUGAAAAUACCCUGGAAAAUUGUUGGAAGCAAUUGAUUUCAGUCAAUUUGGUGGGGUGAUGCUGGGAACUGUGUAGUAAUUGCUGAAAAACAAACAAACAAACAAACAAACAAACAACUACCUUUCAUGCACCACCUUAAUCUUCAUGGAUUCAGCAAAACAGAAAGAUUCUCCAAUACUGGUCUCACCUGA